Molecule: messenger RNA, 1137 nt
Organism: Histoplasma mississippiense
Lineage: Eukaryota; Fungi; Ascomycota; Eurotiomycetes; Onygenales; Ajellomycetaceae
Exons: 4
Coding region: 1-1137 (378 amino acids)
Biological process (GO): positive regulation of transcription elongation by RNA polymerase II; transcription elongation by RNA polymerase II; protein phosphorylation
Cellular component (GO): nucleus; cyclin/CDK positive transcription elongation factor complex
Molecular function (GO): RNA polymerase II CTD heptapeptide repeat kinase activity; ATP binding; cyclin binding
Source: RefSeq, a predicted model, not a curated record
AUGAGCGACGGGCGGAUGAAACCCCGGCCGAGUAUAUCUGAAGAGUUCUCUAAGUCCGACUCUGUUUACUACCGAAAACCCGGAAACGAGUCAGUCAUCGGAGCAGGAACAUACGGCAAGGUGUUCAAAGCUAUUCAUGUUUAUACUAAGAACAUGGUCGCACUGAAGAAGAUACGUAUGGAGACUGAAAAGGAUGGGUUCCCUGUUACAGCCGUCCGUGAGAUUAGGCUACUCCAGCACCUCCAGCAUGAGAACGUCGUCUCUCUGCAGGAGGUUAUGGUAGAGAAAAACGAAUGCUUCAUGGUUUUCGAGUACCUCUCUCACGACCUGACUGGUCUCAUCAAUCAUCCGACUUUCUCCCUCUCACCCGCCCAUAAAAAACAUCUUGCACGGCAAAUGUUCGAUGGUUUAAACUACUUACACCACCGCGGGGUGCUUCAUCGAGAUAUCAAAGCCGCCAAUAUUCUCAUCAGCAAUCAAGGACAGCUGAAAUUUGCCGAUUUUGGCCUCGCGCGGUUCUUCUCAAAGAGUCGUCAGCUAGACUACACCAACCGCGUCAUCACCAUCUGGUACCGUCCACCAGAACUCUUACUGGGAGAAACUCGGUAUGGACCAGCGGUCGAUAUUUGGAGCGCCGCAUGUGUGUGGAUGGAGAUGUUUACCAAGAAAGCCGUGUUCCCCGGUGAGGGUGGCGAGAUCAGUCAACUUGAAAAGCUGUACAAUUCUCUGGGUACUCCCACCCGUGCUGACUGGCCUGACAUUGUUGAAAUGCCGUGGUUUGAGUUAUUACGUCCAACAGAGCGGAAACCACGCACUUUCGAAGAUGCUUAUAGAGAUGUCUUGUCUCCCGCAGCUUUGGAUCUCGUCGCCAAAAUGUUUCAGUAUGAUCCUGUGAAAAGACCCUCUGCCGAGGAGGUUCUGACACAUCCAUACUUCACUACCGAGGAACCCGCCCCCCAACAGGCUAUUGAACUCGCAUCUGUCGAAGGAGACUGGCACGAAUUCGAAUCCAAAGCCCACCGCAAGGAGAAAGACAAAGAAGCUCGUCGCGCAGAGUAUCAGCGCGAAAAGGAAAAGCGUAGAUUUUCCUUCCUUCGAAUUUCAUACUUGGAGAUACAAAAAGGAAAUGUGAUAUAG